AUGUUUGUGACGAGCUUUGUGGCCUCUACAGCUUUCGGAAAGAUUUUCAAGGGUUCAUAUAAAGGCCAGCGAGGGUCUCUUGAAUGGGUGCCGUUCGCUGCCAUGUGGGCUGAGCCGAACAUUCCGCCUCUCAAUGUCCCCGGUGCCGCAGUGCCGGCUUUCCAGAUGGCGGCAGUGGCGCCUUUCACUCCGAUGGAGCACCUUCCCCCUCCCCCGCCACUCAGCCCGCCCACGGCAUUCGGCACGCCGAUUGCUUUCCCUCAAAUAACAGUCCCCUUACAUGCGCACCCGGUGCCUCAUGGACACCCCCAUCUGCCGCCUGGCCCCCCUCUUGUUCCACCUCCUGCCAUGAUGGAGCAACCACCGCCACCUCCGCCUCCGAUCUUUGCGGCCCAAGCCUCACGCGCUCCUUUGACAGAUGCUGAGGUGAAAGCAGCAGCUUCGGCUGCCCUCAGCAAGUUCAUGAAGGACAUCCCCGAGAAGGUCCGCGACAACAGCCGCAGCCGCAGCCGUAAACAGACCAGAAGCUCCAGUCACAGCCGGAGUAAGAGGCGAAGCUCCAGCCGCCGAAGUCGCAGCCGCAGCAGGCGGAAGAGCCGUGGACGGAAAAAGAGUAGGUCCAAAUCCCGGCGGAAGAAGCGCAGCCGCAGCCGUGAGAAGAGCCGCGGGCGCAGCUCUCUGGUGGAGCCACCGCCGGUUCCCGGCGUGCCGAGCGCGAGCGUCCCGGCCAGCUUGCCCAGCGGAGCGCCGGGUGUGUCAGCAGAUAAGCGGAGCAAGUGGGACGAGGCCACGAGUGGCUCGAGCAGUGCCAGCGCCCCUGCAUGGAUGCAGGACAUGAUGCAGGUGCUCAAGUCAUCUGAUGCCCCAAAAGCGGCUGCAACCGCCCCGACCGGAGCUCCCAGGCACAAGAACGACCCAAAUGCACCCAAGGGGCACAAGGUCAUCGAGCUACCGGCACACCUGAUCCGUGUCCUUAUCGGGAAGGCCGGCUCGACCAUCCGCGAGGUCUGCAGCCGGUCCGGAUGCGACAUCAAGGUGAAUCAUUUGCCACAUGAACCCCAGGGAAGCAUUUCGGUGGUGGGGGACAUCGAAAGGGCGGAAGCGGUGAUUCAGGACAUCUUCCGGGCCAGAGGCUGCAAGUGGACCCCGACUGGUGCGCUUGCAGAGCAAAGCGAGGAGGACGUGAAGAUUCCGGCAGAUCUGGUCGGACUCUUCAUUGGGAAGGGCGGCGAGACCAUCAAGGAUCUCCGCGAGAGGUGUGGCGGCCAGGUGUCGAUCACCAUACAGCCAUCUGCAACUCCUGGUGGUAUGCAAGGCGUCCGUGUGGUGGGCGACAACUGGAAGUUGGCGAAAGCCUUGGUGCGAGCCAAGAUCGAGGAGCUGACGAUGUCAAAGGCCUUCAAGACCUCGGGUAGCGCCGGAAUGAUGAUGAUGCAAAAAGCCGACCUUUCGCACAGGACCCGAACUACUAUUGCCCUCGCCCCCGCUCAACCUCUGCUACCCUCCACAUCCCCCGCCGCUUAUGGCCACCACGGCUUCCAGGCCCUCAUGGAUGCGACCAUGGCUUCCAGAUGUGCAGAGCUGCUCCCUUAG
Molecule: messenger RNA, 1593 nt
Organism: Symbiodinium sp. CCMP2592
Lineage: Eukaryota; Dinophyceae; Suessiales; Symbiodiniaceae
Source: the annotation of a GenBank genome assembly